Messenger RNA from Strongyloides ratti, 1638 nucleotides. RefSeq names its product Glucose-6-phosphate 1-dehydrogenase. Gene Ontology annotation, cellular component: cytosol. Gene Ontology annotation, biological process: pentose-phosphate shunt, oxidative branch; glucose metabolic process. Gene Ontology annotation, molecular function: glucose-6-phosphate dehydrogenase activity; NADP binding. Lineage: Eukaryota; Metazoa; Nematoda; Chromadorea; Rhabditida; Strongyloididae. The coding region runs from base 1 to 1638 and encodes 545 amino acids. The record is from RefSeq and is a predicted model, not a curated record. The transcript is spliced from 3 exons.
AUGAAAGAAAGUGUACUUUGCUUAAAAAUGUAUCGUGGUAGUGAUUUAACAUCAACAUGCAAACUAACAGUUCCAGAUUGGGAAAAGGAUUAUGCUGAAGAUUAUAGGAAACAUGUUCGUAGAACAAGCAUUGAUUCUAGUGUACCACAUGUUUUUGUUGUCUUUGGAGCUUCUGGUGAUUUAGCUAAAAAAAAGAUUAUGCCAACAUUAUGGCAUUUAUAUUGUGAACAAUUAUUACCAUAUAAAAUUUCUAUUUUUGGUUAUGCUAGAAGUAAUUUAGAUAAUGUCUCAUGGAGAAAAGGUUUUGAAAAGUAUUGUAGUAUUAAAAGUGGUCAAGAAAAAAAAUUUGACAAUUUCUGUAAUGAUUUAAGAUAUUUUUCUGGUUCAUAUGAUAAAGGAGAUGGAUAUAAAAAAUUAAAUAAUGCAAUUGAAGAAAUAGGUAAUAAUACAUCUCAAGGUGUUAAUAGACUUUAUUAUUUGGCUUUACCUCCAUCAGUUUAUACUGAGGUAACACAACAAAUUCAUGAUCAUUGUAUGGGAGAUGUUACUAAAUGUUGGACAAGAAUUAUUAUUGAAAAACCAUUUGGACAUGAUACUGAUUCAUCAACAAAUUUAUCAAAUCAUCUCUCAAAAUUAUUUAGAGAAGAAGAAAUUUUUAGAAUUGAUCAUUAUUUAGGAAAAGAGAUGGUACAAAAUUUAAUGGUUUUGAGAUUUGGUAAUAGAAUUUUUAAUCCAACAUGGAAUAAAGAACAUAUUUCAUCAGUAACAAUAACAUUUAAAGAAAAUUUUGGAACAGAAGGUCGUGGUGGAUAUUUUGAAAAAAGUGGAAUUAUAAGAGAUGUUAUGCAAAAUCAUCUAAUUCAAAUACUUUCUCUUGUUGCUAUGGAAAAACCAAAAAGUUUAGCAGCAGAUGAUAUUAGAGAUGAAAAAGUUAAUGUAUUAAAAGCUAUAAGACCUAUUUCAUUUAAUGACUAUGUCAUUGGCCAGUAUGUUGGUAAUCCAGAAUCACCAAAUGAAGAAUUUCGUGUUGGAUAUAAGGAUGAUGAAGGUGUAGAUCCAAAUUCAAUUACACCAACUUUUUGUACAUGUGUUUUGUAUAUUGAUAAUGAUAGAUGGCGUGGUGUUCCAUUUUUCCUUCGUUGUGGUAAAGCUUUAAAUGAAAAAAAAGCUGAAGUCCGAGUACAAUACAAAGAUGUUCCAGAUAUUAAAAAAGAUAUUUUUGAUUUUGGUGAAUUAAAAAGAAAUGAACUUGUAAUGAGAGUUCAACCAAAUGAAGCUGUUUAUGUUAAAAUGAACACAAAAAAACCUAAUCUUGAAUUUCAAGUAGAAGAAACUGAAUUAGAUUUAACAUAUAGUUCCAGAUAUAAGGGAGUCCGCCUUCCAGAUGCUUAUGAAAGAUUAAUUCUUGAAGUAUUUUUGGGGUCACAAUUAAAUUUUGUUCGUACAGAUGAAUUAGAUUUAGCUUGGAAAAUUUUUACACCAUUUUUGGAACAUUUGGAAGAAAAUAAAGUUGUACCAGAAGAAUAUGUAUUUGGGUGUAGAGGACCAAAAUCAGCUGAUCAAUUGAUGUAUGAUCAUGGAUUUGUAUAUACAGGAACAUACAAAUGGAAACCAGAAGAAAUUCAUAAUAAACUUUAA